GCGCAGUUAUGCCUCUAUGGUAAUCGUGAUUAUUUUAAUCACAGUUAUGACCCAUGACUGUGCCUCAUGUUAGGGCAACAUCUGAAAUUUGAUUGGACUAUUUUUCAACAAAUACAGAGGGGCAAAAAAAGCGUUGUAGUCGGCCACAAUGACGUAAUUGAUCAGAUCGGCGAAUUAUGACAAAAUGAAUCAGCCCAUCUGAUCAGUCCAAUCAUAUCGGCGUAAAAGUUCAUCACUCCUCAUCCACACUGUAAAUACAUGGCCCACGUUUAAAUUCACCGCUGGCUAAUUUAACUAUAAACCUCACAAACGGAUAACCGCAAAAACCCCAAAAAAACAAACAAAAAAAAAAAAAAACAAGCAUGAAUAAGGGACUGUAACCAUUGCUUGUCCUUAGCUGAUCUUUAUUCAGCCAAGCUGGCAAAUCAUAGGCAGAGAAAUGGGGAGGCGGUUCUUAUGCAAAUUAGUGACACAACAGCUGUAACCAUGGGGAUGGGACGACAACAGAAACGCUCCAGUGGAAGAAGCUGAGCUAACACAAAAGCCCCACGGAGCCGCUGACAUUUUCGUGAAGGUCUCCAGGGCAGACGACUCGAGCCACUGAUGGCCAGCACAGGUGAAUUGGUGGAGACGUUGGUGGAGUCCAAUUGUGAUGAGCAAACAGAAAGUGGAGACGAGCAGGUGGAGGAAGCUGUUGAUGUCUCAGCUGCGAGUGAUUUCCUGUCCAGCCCACCCCUUCCUGAAUCAUACAGGCGUAAUUCUGUAGAGGAAGUUCGGCUGCUUGCUAUCGCUGACAACUUCCAGCGUCAGUAUCGUCUUUUGUGCCCGGAACGCAAACCUCUGCUGCUCUGCCCCAUCAACGAAUGCGGUGUCCAGAAGUUUGUGUCGACCACUCUGCGCCCCACCAUGACAAGCUAUCCUGAACUCCUCAACUGGGAAGGGUGUGCUUCGUUUGUGGCCGACUUCCUGACUAUGAAUCCUUUGGAGCCACCUGUAGAGCUCCCCAAGUUCUUGUUCUCAGCCACCUCAGUUUUGCGCAGUCAGACGGCAACCUGUUUCGAGUAUGCUGCCGUACUCUGCAGUCUGCUGCUGGGAGCAAACUACGAUGCCUACUGUGUGAGUGGCUACGCUAGCAAAGAGAUGUGUCUGCUAGACCAAAGACUGCAAGAUUGCCCCGUGCUGGAAGCCCAGGUUAAGGCCGCAGCUUCUAACGUGCCGGCCGACGGUGAGCAGGCGAUGAGAUUUCAGCGUGAGCCCAAGAGUCGCUUCUUGACACAACAGGCCAAGAAGAAACAGGAAGAGGCUGAAGCCAAAGCCAAGCAACAGGAGGAAGUUCCGCAGCCGCCUGUCGACCCCCUCCGGGGUUUGCGGAUCCACUGCUGGGUCCUGGUGUUGGCCGGGUGUCGCAGCAUCCAGGAAGACUUCUUCAUCGACCCUCCCACAGGAAGGAGCUACAGCACCGCAUAUGAAGAUUUUCUGGGUGUGGAGAGCGUGUGGAACAACCUCAACUACUACGUCAACAUGCAGGACUGCAAGGAUGGCUGUUCAGAUCUGGUGUAUGACCUCCAUGACAUCAAAUUGUGGGAGCCUGUCUUGUUUGGCGUCACCAGUAAAAGACAACUGAGCAUUGACCUCCUGAAAAGGAAAGAGAUGAAAAUGAUGGGCAUGAGCUGGGAGGAAGAAGAGGAGGAGGAGGAGCGAGUAUUUGAGAUGCCAAGAUCCUGGGUCACUUCCAUCAGCAUUUCCAAACAGGAUUUGGAAACCCGUUGGCCAGGAGGCUGGAAGUUGACCCGUUACAUGAAAGCCGAACUGGAGAUGUUUGCGCAUCAUCUGCGAUUGGAUGGUCUGGUGACCCGACUGAGCACCUACAAGGAUCUGGACUGCACAGAGCUAGUGACUGUGAAAGAGUGGUACCAGGACAGAAACGACCACCUGAGGGAGAGAGAGAUCGACAAGGUGACGGGCAUCACCACCGAGCGCUUCACGCCGGGACGACACUUUCACCUUUUAUUUCACAGGUUCACGUCCACUCCAACAGAUGGCGCCGAGCACGAGAUGGAAUUCAGUGGCGCUCGCGUGGACGGGCUGGUGCGGCGUGUGGACACACCAGAAGAGAUGACUGAGAGCUUCAAGGGCCGAGAGGACUUCCUUUACUACAGACGAGUCCUCUUCGACCGGAGCAUCCACUCGCCGGAGGAAACCUUUGAGAUGGACGCAAGAGAGCGACCCCUGCUGAAAGUGUUGGAACUUUUCCACAGGAAUCCAAGGAAGGAUGCCAACGAGGAUGUGGCUGAGCGAGUGUUCGUCGCGUCCCAGAGGAGGAUCGAGGUGAAAUAUCAUCUGGAGGAGCACCGCUUCGUCCCAUGCAUGAGGACCUUCAUCAAACCGCGAGAGGCAAACGGCCAGCAAAACAGAGCUGAAGACUUCACCGCCGACUUGGUUUCUGGCUUCCACGUGGAUCCCGCCCAGAAGCCCCUCCACACGCUAGCUCUCUACGACCUUUUGUCAGAGCUGGUCAAGGCUGAGAAGGACGUGGCUCUCCAGAUAAAGAACUCCAAGAAAGAGGUUCGAGACAUCGUGGCCUGCAGGGCGCAGGAGGAGGCGGACAUUCUUCUUCACUUCUCGCCGUGGACCGCCGCCGGUGCGAUCAAGGCACGCAGUGUCCAAGAAGAAAUGGAGCGCGUGGCAGCCGAGGAGCAGCAAUGGUUGCAGGAUAAAGAACGGGAUUUCCUGGCUCCCUUCCUCUUCAGGUUGUCCAACUCUGAGAUUGCGAACGCCGAUGAUGCGCAGCAGCUAUACGACGAUAGCUUGAUGGAAUUCCGGCAGCAAAUGAUCGCACAGGUGCAACUCAUCCAGGACCGUCACGACCAGGCGAUCCAGGCCCUGGAGAAGAAACAAGAACAUAACCAGGAGAACCAGCACAAGAUGAGUCACCAGGAGGAGAAGGAGUACCAGGCCUACUGCGCCCAGCACACCUUUCAGAUACACAUCGCCCAGAAACGCCUCAGCAUGCACAUGAGGUCUGCGGCUCAAAGGUACCGUGCGCUGGAUCAGAGGUUCAAGCAAGACCCACGACUGGCCCCCUACCUACUCAACUGAACGUAUCAUUUCAUGCCAUGAUUGAUAGAUAAGAAGCAGCCAAAAUGGUGGAUGGGGUCACAGUUUCUAAACGCGUGCCCAAAAGGUCACAAGAAGUUUGACAUUUAGUUUCAAGUGGCCGUUGUGGGAUCACAACAAUGUGGAUGCAAUAACUCCUGACUCAGUGAUUUCCUCUUCUGUUUACUUUCAUUAAACCCCAACACCCGUUCAACACUGCUUAGCUUUAAAACCAAUACUAUUUUUAUUAGGAUUAAAAGGUGUGAAAAUAAAUUGAGAUCAGAUAUUUUUUUAUUUUGUCUGCUUGUACGUCAUGAUGUAUUACAGAAUGUAGAAAACGUGUUUUACAUAACAUUCAAUA
Messenger RNA from Syngnathoides biaculeatus (alligator pipefish), 3457 nucleotides. RefSeq names its product coiled-coil domain containing 135 (gene drc7). The transcript has a single exon. The record is from RefSeq and is a predicted model, not a curated record. NCBI's taxonomy places the organism in Eukaryota, Metazoa, Chordata, Actinopteri, Syngnathiformes, Syngnathidae. Gene Ontology annotation, cellular component: motile cilium. Gene Ontology annotation, biological process: flagellated sperm motility. Bases 604 to 3099 code for a protein of 831 amino acids.